AUGACGCCACGGACGGUGAAAGCACGUCAAAGGGAAGAUUCACCUGCAUGUGUCAUUGCCUCUCUUGUUCUCUUGGUGGCACUGCUGAUGUUUGGGGUCAUAUUUGUGAGACUCUGGUUGCAGAAUAUUCUGGAAGAGCCUUCAGUUCAGGAUCCAGCUCUGGACCCUCCUGACAGCAUGCAUGAUGACUGCUCAUCCACAGCUGCAGUCGUCACAGAGGAGGAAAUCCUGCAGAAAUGGGAUUCAGAUAAAAACUUCAGUCAAGCCUGGAGUGAUGCAGAGCGAGAAGCCAGAGCUCCUGCACACGUCUACAUGGAGAAACAUCAUUCCAUCGCCGUCUACAUGUUCACAAGUGUUACACUGCAGCCUCACAAACGAAGAAGGAAGAGCUCAGGAAGGACUGGAGAACAGGAAAAGGAGACGUUUGAGUCCCGCUCUCUUUAUUCAGCCCUGAGUGAAGCGGUUCAGAUUCUACGGCACAGUCAGGUGACGUGUCUGAGUACAACUUACACAUCGAACACACUCUCCAGUCAACACAUCUCUGACAAACUAAUACGCUUCAGCAGCUUUAUACUAGGCUCUGAUUGGUUGAACUCUACAGGAAACACUUCCUGUUUUGAAGUGUACACAUGUUUUGGUGCAAAUGUGACGCUCUACUCGGCCCUGAAGCAGAGCAGCCAGGUCCUGAUUCCUCCGUACGAGGUGUUCAAAGUCACAGACAUCCAGACAAACACGCAGGAAUGUAAAGUCCUCUACAAACUGAAGAGCAACCUGGACUGUGUUUAUGACAGAGAGAGAGAAAAACUGCAUCCAAUAUCUGCUUUCAGUGAGGGAAGAUUCUGGCUCAUCUUCAUCAUCACGUGCAUCUUUAUUGUGUCUCUGCUGCUGAUAUGUGUCGCCGUUAAGGUGUUAAAAAACUGUAAGAGGAAGGAUGAUUACAGGGCUGCGUGCAUGCAUGAUUAUAUCUUUUAUCCUGGUAGUGUUAACAUGAUGUGACUGCACA
Notolabrus celidotus (New Zealand spotty) is the source of this 1003-nucleotide messenger RNA. Its product is annotated as ecto-ADP-ribosyltransferase 4-like. NCBI's taxonomy places the organism in Eukaryota, Metazoa, Chordata, Actinopteri, Labriformes, Labridae. Bases 1 to 996 code for a protein of 331 amino acids. The transcript is spliced from 2 exons. Gene Ontology annotation, molecular function: NAD+ poly-ADP-ribosyltransferase activity; NAD+-protein-arginine ADP-ribosyltransferase activity. The record is from RefSeq and is a predicted model, not a curated record.